Molecule: messenger RNA, 2005 nt
Organism: Trifolium pratense (red clover)
Lineage: Eukaryota; Viridiplantae; Streptophyta; Magnoliopsida; Fabales; Fabaceae
Product: AT-rich interactive domain-containing protein 5
Exons: 14
Coding region: 341-1519 (392 amino acids)
Biological process (GO): regulation of transcription by RNA polymerase II
Cellular component (GO): nucleus
Molecular function (GO): DNA binding
Source: RefSeq, a predicted model, not a curated record
UUUAAAACACAAAAAACAAUCCCAUAGACAGAGAAAGAAGAGCUGUAGAGAGGAGGUGAAAGCUCAUACAUACUUAAACCUCCCUCCGUUACAAUUCGUCGCAUGUCUGUCUCUACAUUCAUUCUCACUUUUUCUACCGUUUUCACUCCGACGCUGAUCAAUUCAACGGUGUUGAUUGUUACUACUUCACAGCAGUAGUAGUAGUAGUAACUAUCAACAAUCAUUACAAUUAUCAUAACACCGUUACUUCUCAAUUCUCAAUUCUUCAUAAUUCUCUUCAAUUUACAUUUUCAAUUCCCAAACUAAACCCUACAUUUUCAUCACCUCAAAGAUAAUAUCUAUGGAGGGUGGUGAGAGAAUUAGUGAUGAAAUGGAUCUGGUUCAUUCAGAAAAUCGUAAUAACAACAAUAAGGAUCAAAAUGCUGUUCAUUUGGAUCAAGAAAUGGUUGAUCAAGAUGAUGCUGAUACAACAAAUGUCAAUUAUACCCCUACUCAUCAACUUGAACAACGACUCAUCACCCCAAAACCUAAAGUUAAGAAUGUUACUGAAGUCAAUAAUAAUGUACUAAACACUGCUAACGAGAUGACUGCUUAUGAUGUGACGGGGACGCCUAUGGAGCAAGAAGCGUUUAUGAAAGAGCUCGAGAGUUUCUAUAGAUCGAGGUCCUUGGAAUUUAAGCCUCCUAAGUUUUAUGGGGUGCCAUUGAAUUGUCUCAAGUUAUGGAGAUCUGUUAUCAAACUAGGUGGCUAUGAAUUGGUAACUGGAUCGAAGUUGUGGCGGCAAGUAGGAGAGUCUUUCCACCCUCCUAAGACCUGCACUACAGUCUCAUGGACGUUCAGAAUCUUUUAUGAGAAGGCACUUUUAGAGUAUGAAAAGCAUAAGAGAGAGAUUGGGGAGGUACAGCUCCCUGUUGGAUCACUCCAUCAACCUUCAAGUGUGGAAAAAGAGACCGCUGUUUAUCAGGCUCCAGGCUCAGGUAGGGCUCGAAGGGAUGCGGCAGCACGUGCAAUGCAAGGUUGGCAUGCCCAGCGUCUUAUGGGAUAUGGUGAGGUUGCUGAAUCAGCUGUUAAGGACAAAAACUUCAGUCCCACACCACCAAAACGUGAAAAGAACCUAAAAAAUAUCGGUGUGAUCAACAAACAGAGGACACCAUCUGGUAUGGACCAUGCCGACAAAGCUGCAAACAUAGAAGGAGAUAGGCAGUUGGUCACAGCAGUAGUGGACAUUGGACCCCCAGCUGACUGGGUGAAGAUUAAUGUGCGGGAAACGAAGGAUAGCUUUGAAGUGUAUGCACUAGUUCCUGGGCUUCUUCGUGAGGAGGUGCGAGUCCAAUCCGAUCCAGUUGGAAGGCUUGUUAUAACUGGUAUGCCAGAACAUGUCGACAAUCCUUGGGGUAUUACCCCCUUCAAAAAGGUUGUGAACUUACCUGCAAGGAUUGAUCCACUCCAAACAUCUGCUGUUGUUAGUUUGCAUGGUCGACUAUUUGUACGCGUUCCUUUUGAGCAGGGAGCUGUAUGAAUUUUCCUCCCUUGAAAUAGUUGGUUUCUCACAUUAUUAAAAAGAGUAAAAAAAUUAUAAACAAUCAAGACAAUGGUUAUGCUAGGAACUAGUCUAGCCCUCUUGGAUUAGUUAAAACUACUGCACAACUUGACAAUCAAUAAUUUAUUCUCUCCAUGGUAAAAUACCCAAAUGCAUUGGUGCAAUAUGCUUGAUUUUCAUGUGUUAAGAUCCGUUUUGCCUUUAUAUAAGAAGGAAAAAAAAACCCUAUUUUUACUGUUAUACUUCGCUGGUGCACAUUAUUAGGAAAAGUCCAACGAGUUAGAGGACUGCCUCCAAAACUCGUUGCUUACAGAAAUGCCUUAUGAACAAAAUGUUUAGCAGAAAAUCGAGCUGCUUCCAAUUACAGGUGGAUGUGUUAAAAAAUCGCCAUAUGAUUAUGGACCAACCCAAUGUAAACCUUCUAAGUUUGGGCAUUUAGUACUUUAUUUAAUUUUUUUUGAAACA